This is a messenger RNA of Mycena citricolor, 1083 nucleotides long. NCBI's taxonomy places the organism in Eukaryota, Fungi, Basidiomycota, Agaricomycetes, Agaricales, Mycenaceae. The record is from the annotation of a GenBank genome assembly.
CACAUCGCCUCUCCAUACGCGUCCCGCCGUAUAUAUGACUCCCCUUCGAUCGCCUGGCAGUCCAGAUACACGAGACAAUCAGGAGGACGGGAACUCGUCAUUUCGUUGCCGCGCCUGCCAUCGAGUUUACCUUCGCAAAUCAUGCAUCGUGCGCCACUUGCACAAAAAACAUGGCUGGAUGCGCACAUUUUCCGGCGAGGACAAAUACGAUGUCAUAGUCAGGCAGGCUCACUCAGAGGAUGAUUGUGACAGAUUCAAAAGGCGGUCCAGUACCGUCACCGUGGACUGGGCUGAGAGGGCGAGAGUUCAGAAGCCCUUGUACACCUACACACCAUUGCCAGAAGCCCUCAGGGCCCAACGCCAUCCUAAGGCACCAAAGCGGUCGAAACCACCAGUGUCUCAGAAGACGCAGCUCUCAACCUUCGACCACCCGUGGCGCUACAUCAUGCCCGAUACAGCAUCGAGUGUGUCGUUCACUGUGCGCAGGGACCAGCGAGCGUCCGUGAUCAUCGAGCACCCUGGGCCCCGACUACCACCUAUGCUCAGCCCUCUAGAUCCACAGAAGACGGCUCGCACUGCUGGGCAUCGCGAUGCUGGGGAGGGCAGUCCCGGACCAACGACGCAGAUGCACACUGGGCUGAGUUUGCCACAUAUCGCACCGUUACUGAGCGUAGGAACGUCGAAACAAUACGAGAGUAACCAGCAUGGAGCGCAAUGCAUUAGCACUGCUCCGCAUCCGCGUCUUUCAGCAACCGUUUCUCCUCAUGGCGCCGUGGAUGCGGGUUUGCACGCGCUCAGGACGAGAUACCAGCACGUCGAGUAUCCGGGUCCUUGUUGGAGCCAUAUGGACGAGGGGGCACAUUAUUCUCUGCCUCUGCGUGCGACUGCAGCGGGGUGGUGUCCAUCGAGGUCAUCUGCAGCUAGUCCGAGUCAACCACAACACGGACUAGAUGCUGGCUAUGUUUACUACGGACAAGCACGACAUAGGACGCAGGCGGAGUCCAGCCUGAAGUAUGCACUGGGAUGAACGGAUUUCAGCUUUACGUAGGUAGAUACUAGAGCAAUGAAAGAACGGAGAAUUUU